CAGGGAACAAUACAUCCUUUUACACCACGUCCUUCCUUCAUCCGUAUGUUAAAAAGGGAGAUAAUUUCAGUCUUACAAAUACCAGAAGCCAAGAAAAUCUGUUUAUUUUUAAUAUUUAAUAUUAUUAGUACUGUUAUAUUGUUACUAUGGUGUCAUGCUACAAACAGUAUGGCAUUAACAGCAUACACAUAUCUUACUAUAUUUGAUAUAUUCAGCAUCCUUACGUGUUUAAUAAGUUUAUGGGUUCAGAUACAAAGACCAUCUCCUGCUUUCAGUUUUGGCUAUGAAAGGUUUGAAGUUUUAGCGGUGUUUGCUAGUACAAUGUUGGCUCAACUUGGGUCAUUUUUUAUUUUUAAAGAAAGUGUCGAGGCUUUGUUACAACAACCAGAAAUUCAUACAGGAAGGUUGUUGGUAGGUACAGUAUUUGCCUGUUUUGUACAUUUACUAGUAACAUUUGGUGUUAAUAAUAGAGCUAUGAAUCAUACUGCUGCAGCCUCUAGCUCUAGUUGGUUACAAGAACAUGUCUCUGAUAUGAGUGAAAGUUUAUGCAGUGUGGUACCAGGUUUAAGGAAGAUGUUAUUACCAAGAGUCAAUCCGUUUCUAUUAAUAGCUCUGACUGGUGGUGUGUUACUAUUUAUAACCUAUAUUCUCAUUGAUACCAAACUAUAUUAUUCAGCUGAUACUUGGGCUGCAGUAGGUAUAGCUAUUAUGAUGUUUGGUACUAUGGCACCAAUGAGUAUUUAUACAGCUAAAAUAUUACUACAGACAACCCCAUCACAUAUUCUUGGUCAACUUGAUAAAGUUUUAAGGGAAGCUUCAACUUUAGAUGGUGUUUUAGAAUUCAGACAAGAGCACUUUUGGACUUUGUCUUUUGGUUCUUUGGCAGGGUCAGUGCAAGUUCGAGUGAGAAGAGACGCAGAUGAACAGUUAGUCUUAGCUCAUGUUUAUAGUCGACUAUCAAAUCUAGUCUCCCUAUUAACUAUUCAAAUCUUUAAAGAUGAUUGGACAAGA
Lottia gigantea (owl limpet) is the source of this 1011-nucleotide messenger RNA. RefSeq lists its product as hypothetical. NCBI's taxonomy places the organism in Eukaryota, Metazoa, Mollusca, Gastropoda, Lottiidae. Gene Ontology annotation, biological process: monoatomic cation transport; transmembrane transport. The transcript is spliced from 9 exons. The annotation marks the transcript as partial. Gene Ontology annotation, molecular function: monoatomic cation transmembrane transporter activity. Gene Ontology annotation, cellular component: membrane. The record is from RefSeq and is a predicted model, not a curated record.